Molecule: messenger RNA, 894 nt
Organism: Clonostachys rhizophaga
Lineage: Eukaryota; Fungi; Ascomycota; Sordariomycetes; Hypocreales; Bionectriaceae
Source: the annotation of a GenBank genome assembly
AUGGAGAUGGAAAGCUUUUGGACAAAUCUGUCCCAAUACAUGACAAAGGAGUCUCUAGACAUAGGGCUCUAUCGGAUAGUCAUGGAGGAGUGUGGAUCACUAGCCUCAGAGCCUACAGAUGUGACAUAUGAUGAGGUCAAGUGUCCUGGCACGGUUCGACCGGCGAUCUGGUGCAAACCACACUCAUCUUCGCCUUCAAAGCUGAUUUUGUACCUUCAUGGCGGGGCAUUUAUCUCAGGCUCUCCUGCGAGUCACCGCAAGAUCGCUGCACAUCUGGCCAAAAAGGCCGGGACAUACGCCCUUGUUCUCGACUACCGCCGAGCCCCAGAACAUCAAUUCCCAAAGCAAAUUGAAGAUGUCAUCGCUACAUAUGAGUGGCUGUUGAACGAUCGAGGCCUAAAGCCUCAUCACAUAGCCUUUGCGGGAGACUCUGCUGGCGGGAAUCUGAGCGUAUCUGCCUCGCUCGCAAUCAAACAACGAGGCUUGCCCAUCCCUGCGGCCAUCGCGGCAUUCUCUGCCUGGCUUGAUAUGCGAGCUUCUGGAGAGACCUACGAAAGAAACAACCACAAGGACGCCCUGGCAUCUCCUGAGGCUCUACCAGGUGUAAUUAAAACAUAUCUAGGCGAUGCCCCGCUGGACAAUCCUCUGGUAGAUUUACUUCGUACAGAUCUCACAGGAAUUCCGGCAAUAUAUAUAGCGACGGGUACCUCUGACAUCCUCGAAAGCGAUGCGGUCUCGUUGGCGGAAAAUGCAAGAAAGGCAGGCGUUGGUGUGCAGCUGGAACUGCCCCCUGAUAUGCAGCACAUUUGGAUAGCUUUGGCGGGAAACUCCCCAGAGGCAGAUAGAUCACUGUCUGAAGCUGCUGCCUUCAUCAUCAGUAAAAUGUCCGAUUGA